Molecule: messenger RNA, 2087 nt
Organism: Mya arenaria
Lineage: Eukaryota; Metazoa; Mollusca; Bivalvia; Myida; Myidae
Exons: 2
Coding region: 400-1776 (458 amino acids)
Source: RefSeq, a predicted model, not a curated record
UUUAUGAAUAAAAGUGUAUUGGUGCUUAAAAAUAAAUUACUGUUGUAAUUGUUGUUUCUAUAUAUAUUUUAAAUAUAGGAAGGAUUGACAGCAACAAGGUUAAGUGAUAGGAUUGAGUAGAGGAAGCUACAGCACAAAUAGUUGUACGAGGAAAUCCAUACAAGUCAGCUCGGAACAAUCAAAGCGCUAGCAGUGAUGUAAAGAAUGUGAUAAGUCGGGCUAUUGAUCUAUUAUUAUGGCUCAUGUUUUGAUAUACGCAAAUUAGACUCCAUAAAGCAAAUCAUGCUUUAAACCAAGGUUGGGUAAAUAUGCCAAAAACAUUUCAGCAUAAGCACGUUAAGUUAAAAAUAUAACACUAUAUUGAGAACUUUGUCACAGGAAAUUCUUUAACAAAAGCUGAUGGCUUAUGAAAUGAAAAUCGGUGAUGAAAAAAAUAUUUUUGAAAACAUCGAAGAAUUAUCUGAAUAUGUCAGCGAUAUUUUAAACUGCGUGGGCUACAGCAAUAAUAUUAUCAAUCUCCGUCGAGAAUUCUGGAGAGAAAUGGACAAUAAAAGGAGAAAAGAGUCUGAAAGGGACAAUAGGAUUACCACAGGAAGUAAAGGCGAAGGCUUAUCAGCUCCAUAUGAAAGUGAUACAGACAGAUUAUAUAUUUACAAUUAUGCCAUUUGUAGACUUGCAGAGGAUAUUGAAAACAAUACGAAACACUUAGCAGAGAUUGUCAUGGAACAAGGGAUUUGCCAUGCAGGUUAUUUCAAACUGAAACUGAAAACAGUCUUGAUAGAUGAACGCCCUAGGCAUCGAUUCCGAAAAUCGAUUGUUGAUAUUAAUGGGGUAUCAUAUAUAUCAAGUAACCACUAUACUAGAGAAUUGAUAUCAGAUGCAAAAAGUAUUUUGUCAGGGCCAGCGGCAACGGAGGGCGACGAAUAUCUGAGCUGGGAUUAUGUCAACGCACUCCGCUGUACCAGUCAACAAAGUAUUCUUUUAGAAUGGACCUCGAGGGACCGACCACAUGGAUGGCCUUCACAAAGUGUGAUUCAAAUGAUAAUUGAUCAGGAAGCUCAAAUGGUUCCAGUUGGGUUUAUAGGAAGUGGGGAAAGAGACAUGGAGUGGCGCGUGAGCUUUGUUCAGGGAGAGCAAACACUAACGGACAGUUUGAAUGAGUUCCAGUAUCAGGUUUAUAUUUUAUUAAAACAUAUCAAAACUGUUAUGCUUGCCCCUAUUUGCGAUGAAAUGUCUUCAUUUGUUAUGAAAAAUGUUACAUUUUGGUACAUUGAAAACAACUCAACUGACACAUUUUCAAAGCAAAAUCUACUGACAAAUGUGUGUGCCUGUUUGACAUUAUUGAAAGAGGCAAUACUCCAAAAACGCCUACCAUAUUAUUUUAUUAAAGAGCGAAACCUGUUGCAACAAAGGAUAAAAGAUCCAGAAAAACAACAAUCAUUGAUUCGAAAGCUAGAUGAACUAAAAAAGCACCCUAUGCAAAUAUUCGAUUGUCCUAAACUGCAGUCAGCUUUGAGAUUUACUCGGAGGAAGUUAGCCGAAAAAGGUCGCUGGAGAGACGAUCUCGAGGAAAUGUUUCUGAAGAGCGACAAUAUUUGGAGAAAAGACAUUCCAUACAGAAAAGAGAAAGAAGCUACACGUGAACUGAUGAAAGACGCUAGUCUUCAUAGUGUUAAUGAUGAAAUCCGUGAUAUGGUUUGGCCAAAUUGGCGCGAAUACGAAGGAAAGGAUAUAUACGAGCAACUUGCCCGACGUGUGAAGACAGAACUGUCAUAAUAUCAAUUGAAAUACAUACCAACAAAAGCUGCCACUUAAACAGCACGCUCUUUUUUUCACAGCUGUUCACCAAAAUUCCUCAGUGGAUAUAAUAAAGCGCCAUCAUUUGUAUUGGAUGAAUGCUAUCUGACUUCAUUAGUUUACUACGUUGGAUUGUUGGGAUGUCUUGUAUAAAGUUUCAAUGCAAUACACCAAGCAAUGUCGCAUAUAUUAACUUAUGUCAGCCUUCAUGUAAAAAACAUAACCAGUGUUUUAGUUGAAAGAACAUGUCUAAAUAUUAAAUGUAAAUCAUAAUAAAACCUUUACUGAGA